AUGUCCAGUAUUCCGCAGCUCGGCUUCUGGGAGAAGGCAGACCUACCUUUCGCACAUCUGUCAAUCUUUGCCAGUGUUCUAUACCAUGCUAUCACCGGUGUUUUCCGGGGUAAGGCCAGCCCUAAGCGCUACGACCACCACAUCAUGGCAGCCAUGAUCCGCAAGCUGGUUGACCGUACAUCCGAUCGUCAGAAGCAGUACCUCAACGCCCCAACUUCAGACACCUAUACAGCAGUCAUGAAGAAGCGCGGUCUCCAACCAGAGACAGUCGCCCUCCCCCACGGGGCAGAAGGCCACUGGCUGGGCAACAAGAACGCCAAGAAUGUCAUCGUAUACUAUCACGGUGGCGGAUUCGCCAUGCCCGCCGUACCGGCACACUUCGAAUUCUGGCUCGAAAUGCUGCGCGCACUCAACGAAAACGGCCACGACCUAGCAGUCUUCUUCCUGCACUACACACUAACAGGAACCGGCAAAUACCCAACCCAGCUACGCCAAGCAAUCGAAGCGCUCCGAUACAUCCUCAACACAACAAACCGAUCCCCCUCAAAUGUAAUCGUAGGCGGCGAUUCCGCAGGCGGGAAUCUAGCCACGGCAACCCUUUUGCACCUGUCACACCCACACCCGGAAAUCGAGCCAUUGGCUGUAUCCGCGCCGUUGGCGGGCGUGUUUGCUUACGCGCCUUGGGUUAACUUUAGUACUGAUUGGCCGUCCUUCAAGGAUAAUCAGUGGCGGGAUAUACUGACGGCUGAUGUGCUUACUACUUGGUCUGAUGCGUAUCGCGGGGGUAAGCCUGCUGAUCAGUGGAAUGAGCCUUUUACUGCGCCUGUUGAAUUGUGGCGGGAUGCUAAGACGGAGAAGAUUUUGAUUCUUGUUGGUGGGUGUGAGAUUUUGCUUUCGCCUAUCGAGGCUUUUGCGAAGAAGAUUAAGUCCGUCUUCCCUGAGACUGUUUAUUAUGUUGGUGUUGAUGAGACGCAUGAUGCGCCGUUCUUCUUGUCUACCAAGGAAGAGACGCAGACAGGGUCAGAGCUUCGCCAGUGGCUGGCUGCUCGUCUGUGA
Messenger RNA from Penicillium canescens, 1056 nucleotides. Its product is annotated as putative 6-hexanolactone hydrolase. Gene Ontology annotation, molecular function: hydrolase activity. The coding region runs from base 1 to 1056 and encodes 351 amino acids. The record is from RefSeq and is a predicted model, not a curated record. The transcript has 4 exons. NCBI's taxonomy places the organism in Eukaryota, Fungi, Ascomycota, Eurotiomycetes, Eurotiales, Aspergillaceae.